GAGAGAGAACGGACACCGGACUCCAUUAACGCGAAACCUUCAGGAGCUCCGCCGCAGCUGGACUUUCACGAGGACCCUUUCCUCAUGAUAGGAUUAAACACACGACUGAAGGAAAGAAAGCUCUCGGACUGUUGAAGUUGUGGACAUUGAAGCGUGUUUCGAGGAUUUGUGAAGGAUGGCGUUGGACGGGAUACGGAUGCCAGAUGGCUGCUACGCAGAUGGGACCUGGGAACUGAAGAUGCAUGUCACUGACCUCAACAGGGACGUGUCUCUGAGAGUCACCGGGGAAAUUCACAUCGGCGGUGUGAUGCUCAAACUCGUGGAGAAACUUGAUGUAAAGAAGGACUGGUCAGAUCACGCUCUGUGGUGGGAAAAGAAGAAGACCUGGCUGCUAAAGACCCAUUGGACACUUGAUAAAUAUGGCAUUCAGGCUGAUGCCAGGCUGCUCUUCACGCCACAGCACAAGCUGUUGCGCCUGCAGCUGCCAAACAUGAAACACAUGAGGGUGAAAGUAAACUUCUCUGACCGCGUCUUCAAGGCCGUGUCCGACAUCUGCAAAACCUUCAACAUCCGGCAUCCUGAGGAGCUCUCUUUACUGCGCAAGCCCCGCGACCCUAAGAAGAAGAAGAAAAAGCUGGAGGAGGCCGAGGAGGAGGCACUGGAGCUGGAAGGACCUCUGCUCACUCCCGGAUCAGCCUCUGAGAUUAUAUACAUUGGACCGGUGAAAGGUAGCAUCUAUUCCAGUCCUGGACUUUACAGCAAGACAAUGACCCCUACUUACGACUCUCGGGAUGGCAGUCCUUUGUCACCAACCACAGCUUGGUUUGGAGAUAGUCCGCUGUCAGAGGGCAAUCCCAGCAUCCUCGCUGUUAGCCAGCCCAUCGCCUCACCUGAUAUUUUGGUGAAACUCUACAAACCUCAAUCCCUCCUGGACAAAGCCAAGAUCAACCAGGGGUGGCUGGACUCCUCCAGAUCACUGAUGGAACAGGAUGUGAAGGAGAACGAGGUUCUUCUACUGCGGUUCAAGUAUCACAGCUUCUUUGACCUCAACCCAAAGUAUGAUGCCAUCAGGGUGAACCAGCUAUAUGAGCAGGCGAAGUGGGCCAUCUUACUGGAGGAGAUUGAAUGCACCGAGGAGGAGAUGAUGAUGUUUGCCGCCCUGCAGUACCACAUCAACAAGCUGUCCAUCAUGUCUUCAGACAAUCACAUGAACAACAGUGAGAAGGAGGUGGAUGAGGUGGAUGCUGCGCUGUCAGAUCUGGAGAUCACUUUGGAGGGAGGAAAAACGUCCAACACGUUGGGUGAUAUCACAUCCAUUCCUGAACUGGCCGACUAUGUGAAAGUCUUCAAACCAAAGAAACUCACACUGAAAGGAUACAAGCAGUACUGGUGCACAUUCAAAGACAUCACAAUCUCCUGCUACAAGAUCCGUGAGGAGGCGCAUGGCACGCCAACACACCAGAUGAACCUGAGAGGCUGUGAAGUCACACCAGAUGUGAACAUCUCCAGUCAGAAAUUCAUCAUCAAGCUGCUAAUCCCCGUAGCAGAUGGUAUGAAUGAGAUCUGGCUGCGGUGUGACAUGGAAAAGCAGUACGCUCAGUGGAUGGCGGCCUGUCGCCUAGCCUCAAAAGGGAAAACGAUGGCAGACAGUUCCUACAACCUAGAGGUGCAGAACAUCCUAUCCUUCCUGAAGAUGCAGCACAUGAAUCCUGACCCUCAUAUCAUAGAACCCAUCACCACUGACAUCAACCCGGAGUGUCUCGUGUCACCACGAUACCUGAAGAAAUACAAAAACAAGCAGCCAGGCUUUGUCAGGGACAUGAUAUCCGCCCGCAUCCUGGAAGCCCAUCAGAACGUGGCCCAGAUGAGCCUCAUUGAGGCCAAGAUGCGCUUCAUACAGGCUUGGCAGUCCUUGCCGGAGUUUGGAAUCACUCAUUUUCUUGCCAAGUUUCAGGGGAGCAAGAGAGAUGAGUUGAUUGGCAUCACCUACAACAGACUGAUCCGUAUGGAUGCCAGCACAGGAGAUGCCAUCAAGACCUGGCGCUUUAGCAACAUGAAACAGUGGAACGUCAACUGGGAGAUCAAGAUGGUAACAGUGGAGUUUGCUGAUGAGCCCAGUCUUGCGUUCAUCUGUGCCGAAGUGGACUGUAAAGUGGUGCACGAGUUCAUCGGCGGCUACAUCUUUCUGUCCACACGUGCCAAGGACCAGAACGAGUCUCUAGAUGAGGAGAUGUUCUACAAACUGACCAGCGGAUGGGUUUGAGUGCUGCUCUUCCCAUAGCAUCAGGGGCCCGGGACUGCCUUUUUUCAGUUACUCACACAGCUUUUCUUUUCUCUGUUUUAACCACUUCAACUCGCCACAUCAUAGUUGUUUAAAAACCUUAUGCUUGUGAAAGUGUUUAUAUCACUAGCAGACAUACUGAGUGAGGACACGGAGUCCAUGGAGACAGUUCCUCUUAGUCUACUUCAGAAGUUACUUUCACCAGAGCGGUUAACUGCAUCCCUCCAGGAAUUGUUUAGUUGUCAAGAUGAAGUGAAUAGAUAUAUGCUAGCGUUGUCCUCCAAGAAAUGCCAAUUAUUUAUUUCUCACUAACUACAUUUACAACGUCUUUCUGGGUCAUUUUUGAAUGUUGUCGUGCUCAUUAGUGCCUUUUAAUCCUUUGCGAUAAUUCAACGAUGUCAACACUACAGAAGAAAUUGUUUCACUAGCUUUAAAGGAAUCGUUCACUCAACAAUUAAAAUUUGGACUGUUUACUCACCCCCAUGUCAUUCCAAACCGGCAUGCUGUUAUUUUUCUUCAGUAGAACACAAAAUGAGACAUUUUGAAGAAUCUUUAUGCAGCAGUUUUCCAUACAAAACAGCACCAUAAAAGUUGUCCAAAUUAGCCAUUUCACUACAAAUUGUUUUAUGGAGAAAUAAAAAAGCUUCAUGAAGUUUCUUCAUAGUUUCUCCUUUUGUGUUCCACAUAAAAAAAUUAAAGCAGAUGGGUUUGAAUAAACAUGAUUGUGAGUAAAUGAUGACAGAAUUGUCAUUUUUGGGUGAACUAUAGCUUUGUCGCUGCUUCUGAAGAGAUCUAAACUGUUUUGACUUGCUACACUUGAGAUGAUCUCAGCUGUUUUUCUUCAACAAUCAAUUCAGUUUUUGUUUUUUUCACGUCUGUGAGAUGAAGUUAAUUUGAAGCACUUCUACCGUAAGGUAAGAGUCUCUCCAUCAAUAAGCUGUAGUUUGAAGUUUCUAUUAGUGUGUUUGACUAUGCCCUCUGGUUUUAGCUCUCAUAUGUGUUUGACACUACUUUAAAGUUAAGUACACAGAUAUUUUUGUACACUAUGACAGUGGGAUGCCCACUUCUUUUUCGUAGCAAAGGUUCGCAAUGCAGCGACAUAGGAGAACGUUUAUGAAGAAAUGAAUCUAUGGUUACAGAUUCGGCUUUUGAAGGUCAUUGAGUAAUCAAAAUGUAAGAAGUUUCUUUUUAUUAUUAACUUCCUAUGAAGUCUGCUAUUUUAUUCAUCAGUCUUUAUUGUGCACCAGUAUAGUAUUAUUCAACAGCUUUUCAUUAUUAUGCACCAGCGAUAGGUCACUGUGUUUUAAAACAAGAAAAAUGCAAUUUCCAUUCUUUUACUUUUCUUAUAUGAAGGAACACUAAAUGAAGUAUUGUUUUUUUUUUUUUGGUAUGUAAUAUAAAACCACUGGUUUUAAAGAAUUGUACAGUUGUUUUGUUGCUGCUUUUUUUUCUGCCAUUUUUUCGGAAGUAUAUUUUGUUCCAGAAGAGAGGGGAAAAAAAGCGAUUUUUGACAUUGAGGAUUUGUGCCUGCCAAUGUUACAAUCUUGUGGACUUUUAGAAUUAUAUAUAUAUAUAUAUAUAUAUAUAUAUAUAUAUAUAUAUAUAUAUAUAUAUAUAUAUAUAUAUAUAUAUAUAUAUCCCAAACUCUAUCUUUGAAUGGAUUCAUUUAGAUCACGUGUCUUUUAUAUCUCUGAUAAAAUCAUGAGGAGAUUUUGAUUAGCCUUUUGUUUUUCCUGCCUUAACUGAUAUAAAUCCAUAAUUGUUUGAUUCUGCUGCAAACAAAAAAAUGCCUUGUAAGAAAGUGUCAGUAAUGAUCACUCAAACACUAUUGAAGUGCAGCGGAAUCUGUUUUGUGUCUUUUGUAGUGCAUCAGAUCUUGUCUGUUGUAUUUUCUUCUGUUUUCCCAUAUGAAGCUGGUUCAGAGCCAGAAGUGAAGGUUGUUUUUAUUUGUUUUUUUGUUUUUUUUUCAGAUGCCAGCAAUGCAGUGCAUGGCCUGUUUUAAGAAUGACAAAAUGCCAUUUACAUUAAAAAAAGAAUUAAUAAAAUCAUUUUUAUUUAAAAUCCUAAAAUGGCAAUGGUUCAAUUUGUUAACUAGACUGCAGUGCCUUUUUCCACCAUAAGAGGAAGUUUUUCUGCAAACAAUGUUAAUUAUUCACUUAAGCCAUUUCUGCCAUCUGACCCCGUUUACACAAUUUGUUCCUGGUUAACUUUUUGAAUAGCUUACACUUGAAAGUGAAGUUACUGUAGAAAUGUCAAUGUGAUCUUGAUGCUUGC
This is a messenger RNA of Xyrauchen texanus (razorback sucker), 4555 nucleotides long. It is a transcript of the gene fermt2, whose product is annotated as FERM domain containing kindlin 2. The transcript is spliced from 17 exons. NCBI's taxonomy places the organism in Eukaryota, Metazoa, Chordata, Actinopteri, Cypriniformes, Catostomidae. Bases 176 to 2263 code for a protein of 695 amino acids. Gene Ontology annotation, biological process: integrin-mediated signaling pathway; cell-matrix adhesion. The record is from RefSeq and is a predicted model, not a curated record. Gene Ontology annotation, molecular function: integrin binding. Gene Ontology annotation, cellular component: focal adhesion; extrinsic component of cytoplasmic side of plasma membrane.